Messenger RNA from Eurytemora carolleeae, 1452 nucleotides. Its product is annotated as DNA polymerase zeta processivity subunit. NCBI's taxonomy places the organism in Eukaryota, Metazoa, Arthropoda, Copepoda, Calanoida, Temoridae. The transcript is spliced from 10 exons. Gene Ontology annotation, cellular component: zeta DNA polymerase complex. The coding region runs from base 798 to 1403 and encodes 201 amino acids. The record is from RefSeq and is a predicted model, not a curated record.
UUCCCUGAUAUCUUCAAUGAUCUUAGCCUGCAUCUGUUCGAAGAGCCUUCAGCUGAUUUGAUCCAAGGAAUCUCCGCCCCUGUAUAUAGUUCUACAUCAGAGUUUAUAAUAUAGUGAUCAAUUAAAUGAGGGUUCAGGAUCAACUAUAUAUAUUUAUAUAUAUAUUUUUAGUUAAACUUCAUCUAAUUAUCUUACCCGUCUAUACAAAUGCCAAGGGAAUUACUUUUCUCAAGUUGAAACUGACUGACAGUGGAAAAUCUUGAUAAAACUUGGAUGGUUAAUGUAACUGGUACAUUACCAUCACAUUAUUUAACUAUUCCCUGCCCUUUUUAUAACAAUUUUUUUCAAAUAUAAAUUUUGGGCUUUUUCACGAUUUUCAUUUGUAUGAAUCUGUGGUAUUUCUAUUUUUAUUAUUUUCAGAGCUCUCUGUUUAUCUAUGGGAAAAGUAUCAGGGAUCCGGAAGCCGCCAGAAAGUCUGAUUCGUAUGAAUUUUCUUCACAAGGCAGCAGAACUGGUAUCUGUUAGCUGUCCUAUUCUUGCAGCUGGGCUUUGUGGUCAACUGAAACAAAUUAGUCAAAAAUCUCAAGUAAAAAUACAUAGAGAUAUCAAGCGGAAGAUUUGUAAGGGUUGUAACGGGUUGUUAAAGGCAGGACGGACUGCGGAUGCAAAUAUUUUUGGGAAACAUAGAUCUCAGAAGAAGAUUGGACUCACCUGCCGUAUAUGCUAUACAAGAAAAUCCUUCCUUCUAGCUGAACCAAAGAAAAAGGUUCGCGUUAAGAAGGAGAAGAAAAAGAAAAAUGACGGAAAGAACUAAGGAAACUUAUCUUGAAGUAUUCUUGGAGUUCCUUGAGAUUUUUGUCCAUCAGGUUGUUUACCUACGCGAAAUCUACCCAACCAGUAUAUUCGUAAAAAAGAAAAAAUACCGAACCCCUGUCAUGAUGUCAGAGCAUCCCUGGGUGAAUGAGUAUAUUGAGAGAACAUUAACUAGUCUUCUUGAAUAUAUUAAGAGCCCUGGUCCUCACAUUACCUGUAUCUAUAUUGUGCUCUUUUCUGGAGGAAUUCUUCAAGAGAAAUAUGUCGUGGAAAUUGAUUUACAGAGUAUUCUCACAUCUGUGUCCAUGGAGGAUGAAUUCUGGAUUAAACUUGAACUCAGUUUUCUCAGUUGCUUGCAAAGAUUGAGCCAAGUUGUGCAAAGUAGUUUAAAGGAUUUGCCGGAAGAUAUUGAAUGGUGGCUUGAGGUGGAAACUACUGAAUCUGGAUUGCUGAAACUAACAAAAUCUCUAGAUUGGGGAAUAGCAUCUUCAAGAUCAACUACUCCGUCCACCAAUGGCAUUUUGGUUCCUAUUAUUUCCAUUGAUACUCCUAUUACGUUCAAUCUGUUAAUAGAAACCUACAACUUGUAACCUGCAAGAUUACGAAAUUUUGAUAAUAAACUAUUUUUUUAAAAUUUAA